AUGGUCCAACGACCCGGAUGUGAUUGCAAGCCGACAAUCGAUAAUAUUGAAAGAUGGAAUAGCAACGAUAUAGGUCACGUUCGAAAAGCUUACCAACCACGUGCUAACAAGAGGAACAAGGCCAGUUUAAAGGUAUCGAAAUUAAAACGCGAUAGUGUAGUACGUAGGGUGAACGAAUUUGCCGUUUGGCUUAACGAUAAUGAGAAUGUUUCAGCCUUCGAAAUCAAGUCCAGGUUAGAUAAAAUAGACCCUUUGUACGACGAAUUUUAUGAGGUUCAUUUACACAUCGAAUCAUUAGAUAGAAACGAUUAUUCAGAAUUAAAACGCGAUUUUGAGACGAAUUAUUUCGCUGCCGUUGCUUCAGCCAGGGAACGCAUGGCGGUUAUCGCGUCUUCCGGUGACGCAUCGGUGAGCAAUGCUUCAUCGACGGAAAAUAAGACAAGUUUAGUCAAAGAAAACGUACGCCUUCCUGUAAUUCAGUUGCCCACUUUCGAUGGUAAAUACGAGGAUUGGUAUCAUUUCAAGGAAACCUUUGUUGCACUAAUAGAAUCAAAUAGCGCCAUUUCCCAGAUACAAAAAUAUUAUUACUUAAAUACAUGUUUAAAGGGGCCUGCAGCAGAGGUACUUAAAUCUUUGGAAAUUUCACAGCGAAAUUAUCCUAUCGCGUGGAAGUUACUGGAAGAACGGUUUGAAAACGAAAAACUCGUUGUUAACCAUCAUGUUCAAGCGUUAUUUGACAUGCCCUCGCUAAUAAAGGACAAUUUUUCAUCUUUGCGUAGGCUUAUCGAUGAUUUCAAUAAGCAUAUCGGUGCAUUACAACAAUUGAAACAACCCGUUAGUACUUGGGACACUAUACUUAUAUACAUGGUGGUCAAUAAACUGGACACAAAUUUGCGUAAGGCCUGGGAGGAUUCCUUGGAAUCAAAUGACCUUCCAAAAUUAUCUGAUUUAAUGCAGUUUCUAGUUAACAAGUGUCGCGUAUUAGAGACCAUACAAGGGAGCAAAGGGGAUAAAUUUGCAGAGAAAACUGAUAAGGGAGUUAGGAGUAAGGUUGUAAUGAACGUUGCUUCCGACCGAUCUGAAGCAAGAAAUGAUUGUCUAAUAUGCAAUGACAGCCAUUUCAUUUAUAAGUGUCCUGAGCUCGUGAAGUUGACAGUGGAAAAUAGAAUAAAUAAGAUUCGGGAAUUGCGUUUAUGUUUGAAUUGUUUAAAGAGGGGUCAUGCGGCAAGGUUUUGUAAGGCGUCUAGGUGCAGAAUCUGCAAGCGUGCACAUAAUAGCGUGCUACAUCUCCAUCGUGCUAGUACAGAGACGGAUGUCAUUCAAGAUUCCUCCACUGCUGGUAACGAUAUUGAAGAAAGGCUAAAUGCGCAUUGUAACACACGCAACGCCCACGUUUUCCUAACUACUGCUAUAGUUAAGGUACGAAACUCUCAAGGAAAAAAUAUUCCACUAAGGGCUUUGCUUGAUUCGGGGUCAGAUAGUAACUUCAUUGGUAAAGGUGUUUAUCGAAUGUUAGGAUUAAAGCAACAAAGAACAAACGUGUCGGUGUCUGGAAUAGGUCAUGUGGUCAGUAAUAUUCACAACCAAGCCCAAGUAACGAUUGGUUCUAUGUACAAUGACUUUAGUAGAACAUUAAAAUUUUUGAUUAUUAAUGAAAUUACAGCCACCAUACCGUCGGUACGAUUUGACAAAAUUAAUUUCCAAAUUCCGGCCGAUAUUAACUUGGCAGAUGUGGAUUUUAAUGUGCCGGGAAGGGUGGACAUAUUAAUCGGAGCGGAAGUAUUUUAUGACAUAUUAUUAUCGCGUAAACUCGAGUUGGGGAAAAAUAAACCUAUCUUAAGAGAAUCUCAAUUGGGUUGGCUCGUUACGGGAAAAAUUACGCACGAGGAUUUCGUUCAAAAGCGUAAUUGCAAUACUUGUGUUCGAGACGUGAAGCUACUAGGUCAGUUGCAAAAAUUCUGGGAGGUUGAGAAUUUCGAAAUACCUCGCGAAUACGCAAGCGAGAACGAAGAGUGUGAAGUCAACUUUAUUAACACUUCGAGUAGGGACGUCGACGGUAGGUUCAUCGUGCAGCUCCCCCUUAAGGGGUGCGAGUUGGGAGAGAGUGGGGCAACAGCCUUAAAAAGAUUCUUAAGCCUAGAAAGGCGAUUGGCUAGAGAUGUCGUGUUGAAAAACAAUUAUUCGGAUUUUAUGACGGAAUAUCACAAUUUAGGCCAUAUGGAAUUGGUCAAAUCGAUUGACCACCGAAGCGAUAUUGAUGAAGGGGAAUUAAUUUAUUACAUUCCACACCACGCGAUCGUGAAAGAAGGCAGUAGCACUACAAAAUUGCGCGUAGUUUUUGAUGCUAGUGCUCAAACGACAAACGGAAAAUCAUUAAAUGACAUAUUGAGGGUGGGUCCGGUGAUUCAAAAUGAUUUACUUUCAAUAAUGAUGCGAUUUAGGAAACACAACGUAGUGUUAGUAGGCGACAUUGAGAAAAUGUACCGUCAGGUAUGGGUACAAAGGGAUUUUCAAAACCUGCAAAGAAUAAUAUGGCGAGACGAGGAUAAAUUAAAUUUGUACAGACUCAAAACUGUCACUUAUGGUACUGCGCCUGCCUCAUUCUUGUCCACGAGAUGUCUAAGACAGCUAGCGAAUGAAAACAAAAUUAAGUACGAGCACGCGUGUCGCGUAAUUACCGAUGAUUUUUAUAUUGAUGAUCUGAUUACUGGUGGACAGGACGUGGCGGAGGUUGUUGCCCUUAGACUACAAAUAACGAGUAUAUUACGGCAGGGAGGUUUCAAUUUAAGAAAAUUUGGUUCCAAUGAGAUUUCGGUAUUGGAAUCGAUACAGGGCGUAGGCGAUAAGCACGUAAUUAAGGAUGAUAAGGAUACUAAAACUUUAGGGAUUAUUUGGGAGUCUAAAGCAGACAUCAUAAAAUUUGAAAUCGACAACGAGGAAUUAGACACCUUAACCAAACGAAACAUUUUGCGCGCGAUAUCCAAAAUUUUUGACCCCCUAGGACUCGUGUCGCCUGUAGUAAUAUCUGCGAAAAUUUUGAUACAAGGUCUUUGGGCGUUACAGUUAGGUUGGGACGAGGAGAUAUCGGAGAACGUUGGUGAAAUUUGGACGAAGUUCUGGGGUGAAUUGCAAAAGGUAAGAGCGUUGAAAAUACCUCGUCACGUUGUCUUAGAAAGAUUUGAUUAUGUUGAGUUACAUGGAUUUUGUGACGCCUCUGAGAAGGCGUACGGUUGUGCGGUUUACGUCAGAUCGGUGUACGGUAGUGAAGUCAGGGUUGCGUUAUUAUGUGCAAAAUCCAGAGUCGCGCCAACUAAAAGAAUCACGUUGCCGCGUUUGGAGCUUUGCGGAGCUGUGUUGUUGGUUCAAUUGGUUGAGACCGUAAAAAAGAACAUUAAGCUUGCAUUCGCAAGAGAACAUUAUUGGACCGAUUCGAACAUAGUACUAUGCUGGGUAAAUAAGCCUGCGAAUUCGUGGAAAACGUUUGUAUCCAAUCGCGUUGGGAAAAUUCAGGAGCUUACUGAGGCCAGUCAAUGGUCACAUGUAAGCGGUAUACUUAACCCCGCGGAUUUGGUUACACGGGGUGUUUCUGUCGAGACUUUGCAGCAAAAUCGUUGGUUUGAAGGCCCUGAGUUUUUGGAAUCCAUCGAAAUAACGUACUCUUCUAAAGUAAAAAAUGAAACUUCUGAAACAUUGGAGAUGCGAUCGUCAAGCACAGUGUUCACCGCGGUUGUAAACAUAAGCUAUGAGUUAUUCGAAAGAUUUUCAACUCUCACUAAACUAAUUCGUGUGCUAGCAUGGUGUAGGCGGUUUUUCAAAAAUUGUGCCAAGAUUAAAACGAAAGGAGUAUUAACCUGUAGAGAGUUGGCCGAGGCGGGGCUAGUAGUUGUAAAGGCAGUACAGGGAGAAGCCUUUCAGGCUGAAUUAAAAAACAUGAAAGUGGGUAAUGCGAGUGCGGCAGGCAGAUUGUUAAAAUUAAACCCAUUUCUAGAUGACAAUAAUGUAAUUCGUGUGGGGGGAAGGUUGAAGAAUUCUCAAUUGUCGUACAAUAGCAAACAUCCCAUCGUACUACCAAAAAAUCAUAAAUAUGUCGAAUUAUUAAUAAAGCAGGAGCAUGCGAGACUCUUGCACGCGGGUGCUCAAGCAGUCCUGGCAACUAUACGAACGCGGUACUGGAUUCUAGGCGGUCGAGAUGUUGUCAGAAGAGUAUUGAGGAAGUGUAUCAUUUGUUUUCGUACUAAACCGUUAAAUUAUAGUCCUCUUAUGGGAGAUUUGCCAGCCAUGAGGUCUGUUGAUUACGGAGGCCCAUUUCUAAUUAAUGAUAGUAAAUUACGGAAUAGAAAAUUCAUAAAAUGUUACUUAUGUGUUUUCGUUUGCGGAGUCAGCAAGGCUGUACAUCUAGAGCUUGCCACAGACCUGACUGCCUCCACUUUUUUGCUAGUAUUGAAACGAUUUAUAGCCAGAAGGGGCAUUCCCAAAGAAUUGUACUCGGACAACGGAACAAAUUUUGUCGGAGCUUAUAAUCAAUUAAAGAAUAUAAGGCACGAGUUGGCUUUAUUAACAAAAAAUGAAGAAUUGCAAAAUUUUAUCACAAAAAAUAAUAUCGAAUGGCACUUCAUGCCUGCCAAUUCGCCGCAUAUGGGUGGCUUGCAUGAAGCAGCGGUAAAAUCGGCAAAAUGUCUCUUAUACAAAUUAAUUAAUAAUGUUCAUUUUACAUAUGAGGACUUUUAUACACUCUUAUGUCAGAUAGAAGGCGUAUUAAAUUCUCGUCCUCUUACCACUAUGAGUACCGAUCCCAAUGAUUAUUCCGUUUUGACCCCUGGCCAUUUUUUAAUUGGCGAGGCGCUGGUGACAAUACCCGAAAAGGAGGUGACACAACGAGCAUUCAAUUCGUUGAAGAGUUAUGAAAAGAUCUGUCGCAUCCGGCAACAAUUUUGGGAGCGUUGGAAUCUAGAAUACCUCACUAGUCUGCAGGAAAGGUCGAAAUGGCGUUCAAGCAAGGGGGUCCAACCCAAGGUCGGCGACCCAGUGUUGUUAAUGGAGGAGCAUCGCCCCCCACAAAUGUGGACCCUAGGCAGAAUCACACACCUACACCCUGGCUCAGAUGGGAUCGUGCGGGUGGUCAGCGUUAAAACACCGAAUUCGGAAGUCACAAGAGCAGUUCGUAAGGUCUGUCCUCUGCCUCUAGAUGUUGAACAGCCGUUCCAAGGGGGGGAGGAUGUCGAGUCCGAUCCUGGAAACCAGAGGAGGUCGUUAUUGCGCAGAAGCAAGAAUGAGUGACGUCGAUAUAUUUUAAGUUUUGCAUGACUUUGACAUGCAUUUUUGUAGUAGUCGCAAUUUAUGUUCUUGUAUAUUUUCACGUUUGGUUUGCAAUUAAACAUUUUACUACAGUCCACAAUUUUAUUAUGAGAGCUAUGUCGAAUCACCGAUCUUCAAAAGAGGGAACAAAGAUUGUGUGGAAAAUUAUAGGGGAAUUACUAUAAUGACUACGGCGUAUAGAAUUUAUGCAAUGAUACUGAACCAAAGACUAGAAAGAGAAAUUAAAGAGAAGAGGAUGUUGGCGGAAACACAAACGGGUUUCAGAAAAGGGAAGGAAGCGAACAACUGCAUAUUAUAUGUACCUACACAGAAUAAGAAAAAUAGCGGAAAGGUAUUCGCGUUUUUCAUGGAUUUAAAGGCAGCGUUCGACACAGUGGAAAGGGAAAAAGUAUGGAAGAUGAGAAAAUAGGCAAGAAAGUAAAGGACAGAAUGAAGGAACUAUAUGGAGAGACGAGGUUGAGGGCAAGAAUAGAAGGGAAGGAGUGUUUUGGAAAUGUAAAGGGAUGUGCACUUAGCCCAACCUGAUUUAACCUCUAUUGAAAAGCCAUGGAACAGAUAUAAAUGGGGAUUAGGGGUAAAAGGAAGGACACCAAUUUGUUCCUACAAAUCAAAUCGAAAUAAAAUUUUAGCAGACAAUCUCUACCUCAUAAAUUUUGAUUACUAUUCUUAGUGAUGUGAAAUGUUAAAUUUUUAUAAUAUAUGUACCGUUAUAAUUACAAUUUGUUGUAAUAACACCUAAUGUUCCUAUUACUUCUAUUCUAUUACAACGAGGCAAAGCCGAGUUGGACAACACGUCGUUUCGUAACGAAUUAUAUAUACAAGAUUUU
Messenger RNA from Photinus pyralis (common eastern firefly), 6143 nucleotides. RefSeq lists its product as uncharacterized. Bases 1 to 5277 code for a protein of 1758 amino acids. The transcript has 3 exons. NCBI's taxonomy places the organism in Eukaryota, Metazoa, Arthropoda, Insecta, Coleoptera, Lampyridae. Gene Ontology annotation, molecular function: aspartic-type endopeptidase activity; nucleic acid binding. The record is from RefSeq and is a predicted model, not a curated record. Gene Ontology annotation, biological process: DNA integration; proteolysis.